AGGAACUCCAAGAUGACGGCGCCCGUCGGCGGCGGUUGGGGCGGUUUAAAAAGCUGCAAAUAGAGAGAGAGAGAGAAAAAGAGAAUUAGGGGGUUUCCCCCGUCUCCAGGGCCCACCUCCAUGAGCGGGCGCCCACCCCACGCCCUCUCCUCUCCGGCCCCAUGGGCAAUCGGGCAGCGGCCGAGCGCCGGCGGCGCCUGCACAAUCCCGGCGGCUUCGAGCGGCUCCACCGGCGGUGCAAAGAUGUUUUUCCACAACAAAUUGAAGGUGUCAAGCUGGUCAUCAACAAAAAUCUCAGCCAACACUUUCAGCUUUCUUUACACUGUUCCCAUCUAACGUUCCUAGGACAGGGACAGUACAGAGUUAGACUCACAUUUCUGAUCAAUGAUAACUCCCAGGAUGUUGAUAGUGGCAAUUUCCCGCUGCUGGUGGGUGAAAUGGACAGCUCAGGAAGUUUAAACGCGCAGUGUGUCCUCCUGCUGGCCGAGAGGAUCCGUGCCAAAGCAGCGUUUCAGACGCAGCAGGACAAGUUUCUGACCUGGCAGUUUGAUUCGGAAUAUCGAGGGGACAACUUCACAGCCAGCGUCACCCUCGGUAACCCCGACAUCAUCAACCAAUCAGCGAUUGUGGUCGGGCACUUUCUACAGAGCGUCACCCAGAACCUGGUCCUCGGAGGAGAGAUAGUCUACCAUCGCAGACCCAACGAGGAAGGGGCCAUCCUUACAUUGGCCGGCAAAUACGCCACCCCUCAGUGGAUAGCCACUCUGAAUAUUGGUCGAGGUGGGGCACACGUGAGCUACUACCACAGGGCGAACGAUCAGGUCCAGGUGGGCGUGGAGUUCGAGGCGAGCUCUCAGACCCAAGAGACGGUCUUCUCGUUUGGAUACCAGCUCGACCUCUCGGAGGCAAACAUGGUGUUCCGAGGCUCCUUGGACAGCAACUGGGUGGUUGGGGGCGUCCUGGAGAAGAAACUCGCCCCUUUACCCCUGACCUUUGCCCUGGGCGCCUUCAUGGACCACAUGAAGGGCAAGUUCCAAUAUGGCUUCAGUGUCACAGUCUGUUGAGUGUAGCCACAAGACACGGUGUCACGGUGAUCUGGAGCCAAGGAUGAGGCGGUUACUCCUGGGAUUGCGGUGGGGUGGAGGUGUGGGAGGGUAUGGGGGGGUGGGGGGUAGGGGGGUAUACCCAGACGCGGGUGCUAGGGCCAGCAGGGGAUUAUUUGUUUCCGCGUUCCGCUGCUUCCGCGCCAUCUCGCAUUGGCACGUGGCCCCCUGCAAGCAGAGGGGGGAUUUCACAGAGGGAUGUAUUGGAAAUCGGGAAGGAAUGCCGACAAUCUCACAGGAAUCGAGCAGGACACAACACGUCAGAAAUCGAUAAGAGCAGAGAGAGAAGGGGGUGGGGGGUGUGAUGUGUGGGAACUGGUUACGGUGAUAGACAGUCAGGAGGGUCACGGGAGGUCAGAGAAACAGGGAUGCAGCGGAAAACACCACAGAUGAAUUUGAAGAAGAGUUGCGGUGAUGUUUUGAGAUGGUGCUGGAUUGUUUUGGGAGUGCGUCAUGGCAAAGAGGAGAUUUCAGUUCCCGUCCAUUCACCCAUUCCUAAAGAAGGGAUCUGGUAAGAUUAUUGAUAGUGAACAGAGUUGGCAGCAAUCCCCCACCAGCCUCUAUCCCACAAUCUCUAAUCAACAUGGGAUACUCCUAUCCAAUAGAAACUCACAUCAGAGUCACAGCUUUCCCUCAGCGCUGACCCUCCGACAGUGCGGCGCUCCCUCAGCGCUGACCCUCCGACAGUGCGGCGCUCCCUCAGCGCUGACCCUCCGACAGUGCGGCGCUCCCUCAGCGCUGAACCCCCGACAGUGUGGCGCUCCCUCAGCACUGUGUGGCCAGGAUUAUGCAAAUCUCUGGAGCAGGACUUGAUACCACUGUGUUCUGACCAAGAUUCACCCUAUCUGACCAUGGCCAUUCUUCUCUGUCUCUCCUAUCGUGUAACAGAAUGUAACAUUCAAAUCUCUCUGAGAUCAGAACUGUGCACAGUGUUCCAAGUGUGGGUCGAACUGAGGCUGAAAUUAUCAGGGUUAGAUCAUGUAACCUUGUAGUGUAUCGCAUUAAAUGUUGACAAUUAUGUAGUGGUCUAAUCAGGAACUAUAAGAUGGUUUAAGGAUCAAAUUGUGUAAUUGGAGAGAAACAGUUCUUUCUGGUUUGGUGUGUCUGAAAAAAGAAGCUGAACCUUAAAAGUCAGUGUGGGUUGUUCAGGGGAGAUCUCAGGAAACUGUUCGUCGGUUCUCCACGUGAACAACCAUGGUCGUCACUAUUGAAGAUCAAUCAUCUCAGCUCCAAGACAUCUCUUCAGGAGUUCCUCAGGGUAGUGUCCUCAGCCCAACCAUCUUCAGCUGCUUCAUCAAUGCCCUUCCCUC
Rhincodon typus (whale shark) is the source of this 2413-nucleotide messenger RNA. RefSeq lists its product as uncharacterized. NCBI's taxonomy places the organism in Eukaryota, Metazoa, Chordata, Chondrichthyes, Orectolobiformes, Rhincodontidae. Bases 162 to 1064 code for a protein of 300 amino acids. The record is from RefSeq and is a predicted model, not a curated record. Gene Ontology annotation, biological process: protein import into mitochondrial matrix. The transcript has 10 exons. Gene Ontology annotation, molecular function: transmembrane protein transporter activity. Gene Ontology annotation, cellular component: mitochondrial outer membrane; mitochondrial outer membrane translocase complex.